Molecule: messenger RNA, 6877 nt
Organism: Lepisosteus oculatus (spotted gar)
Lineage: Eukaryota; Metazoa; Chordata; Actinopteri; Semionotiformes; Lepisosteidae
Gene: tiam1a
Product: TIAM Rac1 associated GEF 1a
Biological process (GO): activation of GTPase activity; small GTPase-mediated signal transduction; positive regulation of axonogenesis
Cellular component (GO): synapse; plasma membrane; cytosol
Molecular function (GO): guanyl-nucleotide exchange factor activity; protein binding
Source: RefSeq, a predicted model, not a curated record
CUGUCUGGGGAGGCGGAAUUAGAGAGAGAGAGGAAAGAAGGAGGGAACACAAAAACACACACACACCCCUCUCCCUGGUUCCUGGGCUCAUCCUCACAGGCAAGGCAGCCUGCCCGGAGUUCAAAGCAGGGAGUCGGAAACAAUUGGAAUGGAGUGUGAAAUCUCCCUUGUUGGGGUUUUGGAAUUUCUGUGAGUGGUCAGUUAGGAGCGGGCUUGUCUAGUUCCACUCUGGGAACAUUGUGACCUAUCUGGCAUUUUAAAGGGAAAGACGAUGCUUUCUUUGAUGUCAGAUCCCUGAAGAACCUGGAGAUGUCCAUAAGCUCACGCCUUUGCAGAGUGUGAACCAUGGGAAAUGUAGAAAGCCAGAAUGGGGACCACAGUUUUUAUGGUAAUGACCAGGGUCACUUGUCUCGCAAGCACAUGUCCAGAUCCCUUCGGAUCUCCAGCAAGCAGGCCAGACGCUCCAGGCAUGCGUCUUCGGGAAAAGUAGAGCACAGGAAUUCUGAAACCAGUACCCGGUCAAGCAGCACCCCCAGCAUCCCACAAUCCCUUGCAGACAGUGGCCUUGAGCCCUUCAAUGAAACAAAUAUCUUAGGAGAUCUUGGUAGCCCUAUUUGGGUUGACAGUGUUGCCAUGAAUCUAAGGCCAGCUUCUUUUCACAAUGAGUCAUUAGUAGAUCCCACUGUGGAAACGGUGCUGACAGCAGCUUCUGUUCCUAGCAUGCAAGAAUCUCAGAAGAGCAGACUGUUUCAGGGGGAGGCCACUUACAUACAAAGGGUGAACGAUGGACCAAGGGGAAAUGAGAGUUUUAACUUUAAGAAAAAAAGGUCUAAAUCUGCUGAUAUGUGGCGUGAAGACAGCUUGGAAUUUUCCCUUUCGGACAUCAGUCAGGAUCACUUAACCAGCACAGAGGAGAUCAUUGACGCAUCGGAUGAAAAGGACUACAAUGACUGUGAACAGCUCCAAGCCAGCCCCCAGGGUAUGGAGUCACUGGACCCCAACAACAGGGCCAGCUCUCUGGAUGAGCUGUGCGGUCAAAAGAGCCACAGUGCGAGAGACUCUCGGAACGUGUUUGGAAAGUAUUGCCACAACAAGGGGUCGCGGGAGGCUGGCACAUGCAUAGAGGUGACUGCUGAAAAGACGCUUUUGUCUUCUGAAGAUGAUGGUACCUCAUAUGGGGCCUACACCCUCCCCUGCAGAAGGUCCCACUGCCUGUCAGAGGGCGUGGCCAUUCUGCCAGCUGCACACCCAGCCAGCAUGCAAGGCAGGAGAGCGCAGACUACACAGGAUGUUACAACAGGGGAAGGAAGUGAAUAUGCAGACAGUGGGAUUGAUGGAGUAACAGCCGGUGCAGAUCACAAGUCCAGGCGCUCCAAGGCCAUGUCGGCCUCCUUCUCCGUGUGCUCGGCGGCGGGCAGCAGCAUGUUCGCGGGGAGCGACAGUGGCAGCAGCGGGGCGGGCGAGGGCGUCCAUGGGGUGUACGAGAACUUCCGCCGGGAGCUGGAGAUGAGCUCCUCUAAGACCGAGAGCCUGGAGGAGGCCGGGUCGGCGGUGAGCGACGAGCGGAGCAGCGGCACCCUGAGCUCCCCCUGCCAGUCCGAUGCCCUGCUGAGCGCCGCGCAGGGCACCGUGCGCAAGGCCGGCGUGCUGGCGGUCAAGAACUUCCUGGUGCACAAGAAGAACAAGAAGGUGGAGCCUGCUGCUCGUCGCAAGUGGAAACACUAUUGGGUGUCCCUCAAAGGGUGCACACUGUUCUUUUAUGAGACUGAUGGCCGUUCUGUGAUUGAGUACAACAGUAUCCCAAAGCAUGCAGUGUGGGUGGAAAACAGCAUUGUACAGGCUGUUCCUGAGCACCCAAAGAAGGACUUUGUCUUCUGUCUCAGCAAUUCUCUGGGGGAUGCUUUCUUAUUUCAGACUUCCAGCCAGACGGAGCUGGAGAACUGGAUCACAGCCAUCCACUCCACCUGUGCCACUGCAGUGGCCCGGCAGCACCACCGGGAGGACACCGUCAGGCUGCUGCGGUCGGAGAUCAAAAAGCUGGAGCAGAAGAUCGACAUGGACGAGAAGAUGAAGAAGAUGGGCGAGAUGCAGUUGUCCUCGGUCACGGACACCAAGAAGAGAAAGACCAUUCUGGAGCAGAUCUUUUUGUGGGAGCAAAACCUGGAACAGUUUCAGAUGGAUCUGUUUCGGUUUCGGUGUUACCUGUCAAGCCUUCAGGGAGGGGAGCUGCCCAACCCAAAAAGGCUCCUCGCUUUCGCCAGCCGGCCCACCAAACUUGCCAUGGGACGCCUCGGUAUCUUCUCGGUCUCAUCCUUCCAUGCCUUGGUGGCAGCACGCACUGAAAGCGGGGUGAGACGCAGGACACAGGCGAUGUCUCGGUCAGCCAGCAAGCGCAAGAGCAGGUUCUCCUCUCUCUGGGGGCUGGACACUACCUCAAAGAAGAAGACAAAAGGACGACCCAGCAUCAAUCAGGUGUUUACCGAUGGUGUGGAGUCAGUGAAGACAUCCCUGGACGGCAUGUUUGAAGACGCAGCAAGCGAAAGCGUGAAGGAAAGUGAGGGGUCUUUGAAAAGCCUCCCCCAGCGCAAUGCAGACAAUGAAAUUUGGGUCCCUGACUACCUCACUCCUUCCUGGGUCUGCCUCCCCAACGACAAGCCGGUACUAACAAUAAUCCAGCCCGAGGAUUCCACACUUGACAUUCUUGAAAAGGUUUGCAAGGCUCACCAGCUGGAUCCUGCCAAACACUACAUACGGCUGAAGUUUUUAAUUGAAAACCAAGUGCAAUUUUAUAACCCCAAACUAGAGGAAGACAUCAGUGAUUUGCUGUACAAGGAAAUCGAAAUUUGUUCCAAAACUACAAACCUGGUCCAGUUUGACCGUGAUGAGUCGUCCACUGUUGGUUAUGGUUUCUCUGUUUCUGUUGUGGAGGAGGAGGGUGUGCAGAGGUUAUACAUCACACAUGUGAAGGAUGGCGGAUUAGCAUCUGCUAAAGGUCUAAAAUCAGGCGAUGAAAUUCUGCAUCUGAAUGGCAAAGAUUCCAGCAGCCUCAUCUUGCCAGACAUGAAGGCGGCUUUUUCCCAGUCUUCGCUGUCCUUGGCCACCAGUACAGUCCCUGCUGUGGAAAAGCACCAGCUCUGCUCCCGGCCCCUGCGACGCUCAGAUGGAGAGGAUGAACAGUGCACAGACAUAUUUUCUCAAAGCCAAGAAGACAUCCUUGAUGAUGGGGCAGUUCUCUGCCUGGGGAGCCCAGGAGACAGUCUUAGUCUUGAGGAUGAAACGGAGCCCUCUGGUGAAGCUGUAGAACUUAAGCGGAGUACUGAGCAGGUGGCAGCUUUCUGCCGCAGUCUUCAUGAUAUGAAUCCUUCAGAAUCCUCUCCGCAGAGCCCAGACUCCUCAGCCCCUCCACCUGCCACCCUGCGACAGCUCUCCGAUGCUGACAAAUUGCGGAAAGUCAUCUGUGAGCUGGUGGAAACCGAGAGGACCUAUGUCAAAGAUCUGAAUUGCCUUAUUGAGAGGUAUUUAACACCUUUGCAGAAGGAAAGCUUUCUGACACAGGAUGAGCUUGAUGUGCUUUUUGGGAACUUGGCCGAAAUGGUAGAAUUCCAGGUGGAAUUUCUUAAAACACUUGAAGAUGGGACAAGGCUGGUUCCUGACUUGGAAAAGCUUGAAAAAGUGGAUCAGUUUAAAAAAGUUCUCUUCUCUCUUGGAGGCUCCUUCCUGUACUAUGCAGAUCGUUUUAAGAUCUACAGUGCAUUCUGUGCCGGUCAUACAAAAGUCCCAAAGGUUCUUGUAAAAGCUAAAACAGACCCUGAAUUCAAGGCUUUCCUGGAUGCCCGGAAUCCCAAACAGCAGCACUCCUCUACGCUGGAGUCUUACUUGAUCAAGCCCAUCCAGCGUGUGCUGAAAUAUCCACUGUUGCUGAAGGAGCUGUAUUCUCUGACUGACCCAGAGAGUGAGGAACAUUAUCAUCUCGAUGUUGCAAUGAAAGCCAUGAACAAAGUUGCAAGCCACAUUAAUGAAAUGCAGAAGAUCCACGAAGAAUAUGGUACCGUUUUUGACCAGCUGAUUGCUGAACAGACUGGUGAGAAAAAAGAGGUUGCUGAUCUGUCAAUGGGUGAUCUACUGCUCCACACCACUGUCGUCUGGAUCAACCCCCCUGCUUCUUUAGGAAAAUGGAAGAAGGACCCAGAACUUGCUGCAUUUGUCUUCAAAACUGCCGUCGUGUUCGUUUACAAAGAGUGCUCCAAGCAUAAGAAAAAAAUAGGCACAUCUCACAGGGCCUCCAUCUCGGAUGAGAGAGACCCCUUCAGGUUCCGCCACAUGAUUUCCACUGACGCCCUCCAGGUCCGCGCUUUGGCAAGCACAGAUGCGGAGGGAUCCACAGUGUGUGAGGUUGUUCAUGUGAAGUCAGAAUCCGAGGGCAGACCAGAAAGAACCUUCCAUCUUUGCUGCAGUUCUCCAGAGAGCAAAAAGGAAUUUUUGAAGACGCUGCACUCAAUUCUGAGAGACAAACAGCGUAGACAGCUCCUCAAAACGGAGAGUUUGCCACCAAACCAGCAAUACGUACCUUUCGGAGGAAAACGCUUGUGUGCCCUUAAAGGAGCAAGGCCUGUAAUGAACAGAGCAGUGUCGGCUCCGACCCGGACCCUGGCGCGGCGGAAGCUCGUGAGGAACCGGUUCACUAUAGACACGGACGUGGUUUUCGACAGCAGCUCUGCCAGGGACCUCUCCCCGCAGGCACUCCCAGCCACGGACACUGACCGCUGGGUAGAGGAGCAGUUUGACCUGCACCGGUACGAGGACCAAGAGGACGUGAAGGAGACCGACAUCCUCAGUGACGACGAUGAAUACUGCGAGUCAGUCAAAGGGCCGGCAGCGGAGCAGGACUUGGAGGCCCCUGUGAAGGCACUGUCGCUCGACGGUGAUGGUGACAGCGAGGGUGAGCCAGAGGACGCUCCCCAGAAGGCUGCGGAGAGUUCUCACGCCCUAAAAAUGGCCCAGCUCAAGAAACAGUGUGCCGUGUCUGGACUAAACGGGACCAUUGAAAGUGGUGGUGAGGAGGUGAUUUGGGUGCGUAGGGAAGACUUUGUGGCCAGUGGAAAUGGUGAAAUUUGAACUAUGACCUUUCUGAGCAACUUGUGGCACCUACCUCACAAAGCUUUAAAUGGUUCUUUUUAAAAAAGCCUGAUCCAUCCCAUCUCCCCCUUCAACCUCACCCAAACUCCAACACUGGUUUCCAGACUCAUAAGUCACCCACUGCCCAUGUAUUUAAACCCAUUUAAAGCUAUUGUGAGCAGGAUACUUACUGUACAAUCAUAUCUGCUAAUUGUGUAUUUUGGAUGGGCAAGGUUUGCACAUGGACUUGGGCAGCUACAUCACAUGGACUGCGUUUUGUUGCCAAAUUUAUAUUUUCAGAUGAGGAAUCUGGGUAUUUUGGGGGAAAAAAGAGGCUUGCAGAAGAUGUAUUAUACUAAGGGCUUUGUUAUUUAUUCUGUUUAUCAGAGGGUUCUGAGUAACUUAUGAUGUAAAAUAUUUUCAGUUGCAUAUCUGGCAAAAUUACUGUACUUGUACAUUCAUUGUAUGACUGCUGCGCACAGAGUUUUAGAGCACAAUAAACUACUCAUUUUGCUUAACAUCCUUCAGAUCACACCAGGAGAAAGUUUUUACAUAUCUGGCUCUGUUUUCAUUUAAGAAUGAGAUUAAAUAUUUAAGCUUCUGCACAUUGUUCCUUGAGGCAGCCUGAGUGUUGUGUUGAAGUGCAGUUUACAAAUGGCAUCACACACUCCAGUAUUAAUGAGCCCUGUUAACUGAAGAUAAGGGAUUUUUUUAAAAAUGAAUCCUGUUUUACUUGAAGUUUUAUAUAAUGAAUUUAUAUUUUCAUGUGACCCCUACAACGACAUUGAAAACAGAACAAAAGAGGGUAUCAAUGCAGUGCUGUGUUUUAAAGCUUUUCUAUUAAUUCACAGUAAUGAACGCAAGUUUUUCCUCAGAUCUUUUGCAAGCAGUACUUAGAUUCUACAUACAAAUCAUUGCUUACCCUCAGAUAUAAAAGUUACACUUGCUGUCACCAACUGCUGUACAUUUUUGAAAAUCAUGAUCCAGAGUAACAUACACAAAGCACAACGAAUCUCUAAGGCUGUGUUAAUAUGUAUGAUGAAGCCUUUAAUUACUUUGAAAAACUUAAUUAACUUAAACUUAAAAUAAAACCUUGGAAUGUUCCAGGUUUUUUAUUGAAUAGCUGACUCCCUGCAAUAUAUAUUAAUACAAGAAAAGUUUUAGUGAUUAUCUGAGGUAGUCUUGUAGGUGGACAAUAUAGAAAUCUCUUAUAAACCCCAUUAUGCCAAGAACGGAUUGUUCUAAAGCUACUAAUUUGGUUGUGUGAUGACAUUUUGUAAAAUUUUCUUAACGCUGACAUCAACAAAUUCCUCCUGUGAUGUGUAUGUAUAUGUUGGUUAUUUUAGAGGUGCUGGUGACUUUUUUACAUUCUUAAAGCUGCUACUCCUGCAUCUGUGAGUUCUUUAAUAUCUUUAUUUUUGUAUUUGCAAUGUUUUUUUGCUUAAUCACCUUAGGUAACGUGUACAUAGCAGCUCUUGUUUAAGAAUGAACAGUACAAUAUAGAUAACCUAUAUUCCAUAGCACAUGGGUAUUUUUUUCUACUCAGGUGUUGUUCGAUAGUAACCUGCUGAUGCAUGCUGCCAUUUCUUUCUGUACAUACAAGUAAUGUCACUUCUGUAAGACAAGCUAAGGGGUUCUUAAUAUAUUUCUUUUUUUUAUAAGCUAAAAAGUCUAUUUUUUAUGUUUUUAGGAGUACUGUUCUGAAAAGAUGUAAAUGCCUGUCAAAAAAAAAAACUAAAUAAAGACAAGGUAAUAUCCUGGU